Messenger RNA from Hydra vulgaris (swiftwater hydra), 505 nucleotides. The record is from RefSeq and is a predicted model, not a curated record. Lineage: Eukaryota; Metazoa; Cnidaria; Hydrozoa; Anthoathecata; Hydridae.
AUAAAAAUGAAUAAACAAGAGAAAAAUCAAUAUUUGAGGGAAUGGCGCCAAAAUAGUCAAGCCUUAAAUAAUAUACUUGUAAAUGAAGAAAUCAACAACUCAUCGCAUGUCAAAUCCAAUAUUAUUGAAGUCGAGAGUUUUAAAUCUGAUCAAGACUCUGAGGUUCCUUUGAAUGAUGUUAAUAAAGAUCUUAAUGAUGGAGUACUUGUUACAGAGAUUGUCAAAUGGACUUUAAAACACAGAAUAACUAGAAAUGCAAGUGAUAAACUGUUAUUUUUAAUUUUACACCAAUAUGGUCAUCAUGUUGAUUUACCAAAAUGCGCGAGGACAAUUUUAAAUACUCCUAGGAAUGUUCCAAGUGAGUUAAAAUAUGGAGUUGUCAAUGGCCUUCCCUUAUUCAAGUCAUCAAACACACAGGCCUAUAUUAUUUAUAUUUGACAAAGGUAUACCAUUUAUUGUAUCAUUAUUUGUUGGUGAUAACAAGCCAAAUAAUCGUGAUGAUUUU